AUGUCUCCUUCCAAAACUUGUAUAAUGGAGCCUUGGAAGUUGACAGCAUCUGAAGCUCUUGCUCAGAUCCAAACCGACGAACUCUCAGUUGAAGAAUAUGCGAAAUCGCUUUUCAAGAAAAUCGACGAACGGGAUAAAGAUGUCCAAGCAUGGGCGUAUUUGGACAAAGAGGCCAUAAUGCAGCAAGCAAAGAGCCUAGAUGAUGUCCCCAAGAAGAAUAGAGGGCCUCUUCAUGGUCUCCCAAUCGCUGUAAAGGACGUCAUCUACACCAAAGACAUGCCCACCCAGUUCAACUCGCCAUUGUACGACGGACACUUCCCCGAAACAGACGCCGCUUCUGUUCGGAUCCUUCGUCACGCUGGUGCUCUUAUCUUUGGCAAAACAACAACGUCGCAGUUCGCAGCUAUUCAUAUCGGCCCCAAGACUCGUAACCCUCAUGAUCCUAUCCGCACUCCAGGAGGUUCCUCCAGCGGCUCUGGCGCAGCUGUUGCCGACUUCCAAGUUCCUAUAGCACUCGGGACACAAACUGGAGGUUCUUUGAUCCGUCCAGCAUCCUUCAACGGUAUCUACGGGUUCAAGCCAACAUGGAACGCCGUCUCUCGUGAGGGCCAAAAGAUCUAUGCCCUGAUGUACGACACUCUUGGAUGGUAUGGGCGUUGUGUCGAGGAUAUUAUACUCCUGGCCGAUGUAUUUGCUCUUGAAGACGACGAGGAUGAAGAGUCUUGUUUCCAGGGAAUCGAAGGCGCACGCUUCGCCAUCUGCAAAACCAUUGUCUGGCCGAUGGCUGGACCUAGUACCCAAAAAGCAAUCUCGCGAGCUGCAGAUCUACUUAGAUCCCACGGUGCUAUCGUAGAAGAGCUUGAUCUACCCUCUGAAUUUGAUAAUCUCCCAGAAUGGUAUCGAAUUGGUCUUCACACCGAAGGCCGGGCCACAUUUUUACCCGAGUACCGCGUGGGAAAGAACCACAUGGGCCAAGUGUUGAUUGAGCACGUCGAAAACGUCGAUAACUUUAGUCGCAAGACGCAGCUGGAGGCUUUCGACAGUAUGGCUCGUCUGAGGCCUGUAUUUGACGAGAUUGCUUCGCGUUAUGCAGCGGUCAUUACUCCAAGUGUCCCUGACGAGGCCCCUGUUGGCAUCGAGAGCACAGGAAGUCACAUCUUUUGCUCCAUGUGGAGUGGCCUGCAUAGCCCCGUGCUCAAUGUUCCGGGCUUCAAGGGAGACCAUGACAUGCCUGUUGGCUUGUCUUUGGUAGCACCUCGAUACCGCGACCGCCAUCUCCUGAAAGUUGGCAAAGCCGUCGGCGCGAUAUUUGAGGCUGAGGGGGGUUGGGAGACGAAGCUGUUGUAA
Molecule: messenger RNA, 1347 nt
Organism: Fusarium pseudograminearum CS3096
Lineage: Eukaryota; Fungi; Ascomycota; Sordariomycetes; Hypocreales; Nectriaceae
Exons: 4
Coding region: 1-1347 (448 amino acids)
Molecular function (GO): catalytic activity
Source: RefSeq, a predicted model, not a curated record